UGUGGCUCUCGGGAGGCACCACACUCCUGGUUAAAGAGGUUGUUGUUGUUGUGUCUGAGCUUUGGGCUUUGUAAUGUAACCAGUUGUUAGAAGUGUCUACCAUUCUCAUGUGUCGUGUCCUCCCACGUUACCCCUUCCCUGUGUUGUGUUUGGGAGUGCUGGUCAGAACAUUUCUAGUCUUGGUAAAGACUCGCUGCUGGAGUACAUUUAUAAAGUGCAUUUGCCCAUAUGUGCAGUGUUUUCCCAUUCUUCUUCUCUGCCAGUAUUACAAUAUCAUUAGCUUUUUUAGAGUGUGAUCAUAACCUCACAUAACACACCUUGCACUGCAACUAAAACCAGGAUAUGAGUUACAUGGGUAGGACAGUACAGUCUCUCUACAGCCUAUUUUACAAAAACUUUAAAAAUUGCCACAUUAACAUUGAUUCCAGCCAGUCAAACAGAGCAAAAUGGGCAUGUAUGGACUUUGGUACAGCAAAGCUGACUUUUUUUGCCUUUGUUUGGUUGGCCUGUGUGUUCACCUAUGUAGGUCAGUCAUUGUAAAUAUGCUUGUCUGUGGAUUUGAGUGCAACUUUGAGAAAUCAGUCAGUGAGAUCUGCUCACACUGCAAGAUAAAUGAGCGAACUCCAGUGAACACUAAGGCAAAUGAUUAGCUGAACACAUUAAUAUUAGGACCAACCUUUAAAUUUAGAAGGCUACAACCAAAUCAGGCUUAAAAUGGGCUAAAAUCACACUUUAGGAAUAACACGCCCUGUAAUUAUGCAGAAUGACUCACAGUGACGGUCACUGCUCGAAAAGAAAAGAUGCACGACGAUCUUUCAUCUGGGCAAACUUGUCAAAACCUUUUCUCUCAAGCUCCAUCAAUCCAUGAAUGAAUUCAAGUGAUACCAUAGCAAGAGCAGGUCAGAAUCACCUUCCAUGAUGAGUUUGUGCACUGACACGUCUGCCAGUAUAAGUGGGACAAAACAUGAGGACGACAUAAGUGUGGCAUCUGUACCAUCAGCUGCAGACAGUGGUGUAGUUGUGAAGACUGGCCGGUCACGUGAAAUAGCUAAGAAGUUUGAUCGUCAUGAACACAGACCAUUCUCUCGCUAUGCUGAAGCUGGAGAUGUGGCCUGUGAUUUGUGUCAAGAAAGAAAGUUAAAAGCAUACAAGUCCUGUAUGACCUGCCGUGCCUCCUUCUGCGAGAGACACGUCAUGGAUCACUACAAAAUACCUGCACUGCAGAGCCACGUAUUGGUGGAGGUCACGAAAAACCUCAGUAUAAUUCUGGAGGAUGCUCAGCAGAUGAAAAUCAAGGAGAUGCAGGAGAAAAACCAGGCUCUAAUGCAAGAAAACCUGGCCUUGAAGGAUGAGAACUCAGGUCUGAAGGAAGAGAACAAAAGACUGAAGCAAAAGAUCUGUGAACUGAGACUUCCAGAUUACAUCUGCAAAGGGAAGACACCCCUAGCAGCUAACGUGGUGUGGGAUCCUGCCUCAGCUCACUAUGCACUCAUUCUAUCUGAUGAUCUUCUCAACGCUCAGAAAUUUGACAAAUGGGAGUGCAUCCUCGCCACAGAAGGUUUCAGCUCUGGACGGCACUACUGGGAGGUGAAGGUCAACAGUGAGUUCAUCAUUGGGGUCACCAGUCAGGCUGCUCAGUGGAAAGGGAAGUUCAUCUUCUAUCCCAGUAAAGGCUUCUGGUGUCUCUGUCACUACAGACAGUCCUUCACAGCUCUGGACGAGCUCACCAAGUGCCUGCGAACUGAAACCCUACCCUGGGUGUUGGGGGUCUGUGUCGAUGUGGAUGAGAAGUGGGUCACUUUUUACAACACUGAGACUAAAGCUCACAUUUACACAUUCAGACCCAUGAGCUUUGCAGACCAAGAGCAGAUAUAUCCCAUAUUCAGCACUUUGGUGAAACAAGAAAUGGCUUAAACCAGGGGUGGCAAACUGCAGUCCUAAAAAGGCCAGCAUACAGCAUAGUUUAGUGAUUUUCCUGCUCUUAACCUAACUAACCUGACGAACUGAAUCAGGCCUUCAAAAAUUAUAAUUUAAGAAAUUCCAUUAGCCUAACCAUGUAUUGUUCCUGAAGUCACUGUGAACUGUGAGCCUGCAUUUAGCUGACAAUACAGUCUAUGUUAAGGUCCUUGAUUUCACUGCCAGUCCUAAUGUGUAAUGCAAGUGUACAUCCAGGGCUGGGAUGUAAUGGAAUACACGCAUUAGGAAUACAUAUUCAGUGUACAGAAUUUAAGUAUCUUUUCAAUCCGGGUCAUAUUUUGUAAUGACAGUAUUCAGAAUACAGUUACUUUACAUUUUUAGGAGAAUACUUUUAGAAUACUUGCCUACUAAAUAAAAAAAAA
Molecule: messenger RNA, 2339 nt
Organism: Colossoma macropomum (tambaqui)
Lineage: Eukaryota; Metazoa; Chordata; Actinopteri; Characiformes; Serrasalmidae
Product: butyrophilin subfamily 2 member A2-like
Exons: 4
Coding region: 916-1914 (332 amino acids)
Molecular function (GO): protein binding
Source: RefSeq, a predicted model, not a curated record